Messenger RNA from Portunus trituberculatus (swimming crab), 2130 nucleotides. Its product is annotated as beta-1,4-N-acetylgalactosaminyltransferase bre-4-like. Gene Ontology annotation, biological process: glycosphingolipid biosynthetic process; carbohydrate metabolic process. Gene Ontology annotation, molecular function: N-acetyl-beta-glucosaminyl-derivative 4-beta-N-acetylgalactosaminyltransferase activity. The record is from RefSeq and is a predicted model, not a curated record. Bases 1150 to 2025 code for a protein of 291 amino acids. Lineage: Eukaryota; Metazoa; Arthropoda; Malacostraca; Decapoda; Portunidae. The transcript is spliced from 7 exons.
GUGUUUGUAUUGUGAUUGUGUUGUGUUUCCCGUGUUUGUUUUGAUUGUUGUGUUUCCUGUGGGAUGUUCGUCACGUUUUGAAAAUUUGGUGAUCACGUGACGCGGCAGGUGUGGCGGUGACGCGGCGCUCGCAAGUCACACAAGGCGCCCUCUACACACCUUCCAGGAGCUGAGAGACCUUCCAGACGCUCUUCCAGACAUCAAUAACCUUCCAUAAACCUCCUAGACACUCUUUUAUACAUCCAAAACCUUCCAUACAACUUCCAGACGCCCUUCUAUAAUUCCAUAGUUUUCCAUACAUCUCCCAGACACUUUUUUUUACUUCCAUAACCAUCCAUACAGCUUCUAGACGUUACAAGAGCUUCCAGAGACCUUCCUAUACAUCCAUAACCUUCCAUACAGCUUCAAGGCCUAAGAGAUUUUCCAGGUCCACUUCUAUACAUCCAAAAACCUUCCAUACAGUCUACAAGGGGUCUUCUAUACAUUCAAAACCUUCCAUACAGCUUCCAGAGCCUAAGAGACCCUCCAGAUCCUCUUUCCAUAUUUCCAUAACCUUCCAGUAACGUUCUAUAUACCUUCCAGACCUUACAAUACGCUCCACCAACCGUCCUUACCUUCAAGACCUUGCAGUGUUCACCCUAGACACUUUCAGAUAGCCUAACCCCCCCCCCUCUCUCUCUCUCUCUCUCUCUCUCUCUCUUUCUCCGAGUAGAACAGAGAGAGCGAGAGAGAGCUCAAGGGGAAAUUAUCGAAGGGAAAGCAGGAAACAGGAAGACUUUGUGAGAGGAAAAGGAGAGAGGGAGUGUCUGUCUGUCUGUCUGUCUGUCUCUUUGUGUCUAGUUGGCUGUCUGUCUGUCUGUUUGUUUGUGCGUCUGCUGUCACCCUGUCUGUCGGUAUGUCUGUUUGCCUCAUACACACAAUGAGGCAAAUUUUGAGGUGUGUAUACUCAUACUCAUCCAGAUUAGGGGUACUAGCAGCCCUCACACUCCUAUUGCUAGUAAGUUUGGUACUGAAGACACACCGGGGGCCUCUUCAACCGUCUGGGCCCCGGGGAGACCUCAACACCCUUUAAAGGAAUCGGAUCGCCUUAAAGAGGGUUGGAUUCAGAGUAUAAGGGAUUCAGGCGAGGAAAUAGUGCUGCAGGAUCCCAUGAGAGAGAGUGAAGGUGACAAGGAGUGUUCUGUGCUGCCCGGAUGCCCCUCAACACCUCCUGGUCUGUUGGGGCGGCUGCAGGUGGAGGAGCAGGUGGAGGAAGCGGAGGCGGAGCGGCGUGUGAGAGGCGUGCGGCAAGGCGGGUUCUGGUGGCCUGUGGUGUGUGAGGCGAGGUGGCGUGUGGCUAUUAUUGUGCCCUACCGUGACCGCGCCAGUCAGAUCGGACCCUUCCUGAACCACAUGCACCCGUUCCUGCAGCGACAGCAGCUUAACUACUCCAUAUACUUUGUGGAACAGCAAGGCACGGAUCUGUUCAACCGCGCGCGUCUCCUCAACGUGGGCUUCCUGGAGGCUAAGAAGGAGGGGCCCUGGGACUGCUACGCCUUCCACGACAUCGACAUGCUGCCUCUCAACGACCUGCAUCUCUACCACUGCUCGCCCCAGCCACGCCACCUCGCCGUCGCGCCCUCCAGCCACAAAUAUAAGUCAGCUCACCACAUGCCUUACAAGCAGUACUUCGGAGGCGCUUGCAUGAUGACGGAGGGACACCUGAGGAAAGUGAACGGCUGGAGCAACAUCUACUGGGGCUGGGGCGGCGAGGACGAUGACAUGUACAGACGCAUGCAGCUGACUGACUUGGCGGUGUGGCGCUACCCGGCCCGCUACGCCCUGUACAAGAUGAUAACACACAAACCACAGAAGAUCAACCCCAAUAGGUACCAGAUUCUACAGAGGAACACAGGCAGGUACCCCAAAGACGGACUGAGUACAAUUAACUACACCAUCAAGAGCACUAUUAGAAAGCCACUAUAUACUCACCUACUAGCGGAUGUGGGCUCCAGUGAUGCUCCGGCAGUGAAGGAGGAAGUGUAGCUGCUUCGCCCUCCACCUCCUCCUUCCUCCUCUCCUCCUCCUCCUUCGUUUUUUACCUGAUGAGAGAAAGAAAUGUGAGUGAAUGAGAUAGUGUGUGUGUGUGUG